Didymodactylos carnosus is the source of this 219-nucleotide messenger RNA. Lineage: Eukaryota; Metazoa; Rotifera; Eurotatoria; Philodinida; Philodinidae. The record is from the annotation of a GenBank genome assembly.
AUGCCAAUUGAUCAAACGGUAUUACAAGUGCUACCAAAAUUAAUUCAACAAGAUUCAAUUCCAACAGCUUCAAUUGAAUCUCUAGCUCAACGAUUCGAUUAUCAUAUAAAGGCCUUCUCCGAGUGGGAAUUACAGUAUAAGGAUAAAGAAAUGGAAAAAGAGAAAAUUGAAAAAUUGUCACAAUUAGCAUCUUAUGUCAAUCAAGGUACGAAACUAUGA